Messenger RNA from Medicago truncatula (barrel medic), 1242 nucleotides. RefSeq names its product transcription factor FER-LIKE IRON DEFICIENCY-INDUCED TRANSCRIPTION FACTOR. NCBI's taxonomy places the organism in Eukaryota, Viridiplantae, Streptophyta, Magnoliopsida, Fabales, Fabaceae. Gene Ontology annotation, biological process: regulation of DNA-templated transcription. The record is from RefSeq and is a predicted model, not a curated record. The transcript is spliced from 4 exons. Gene Ontology annotation, molecular function: DNA-binding transcription factor activity; sequence-specific DNA binding; protein dimerization activity. Bases 38 to 979 code for a protein of 313 amino acids. Gene Ontology annotation, cellular component: nucleus.
CUAUUAGACCUCUCAACUCUAUCCAAGUUAAUCCACCAUGGACUCAUCACUAGACAACACCAAUAACUUUGAGCUGCAUGACUUCAUUGACGAUCCAAACUUUGAUCAAUUUAUCGAUUUAAUUCGAGGUGAGCAUGAAGAUGCAAUAUCUAACUUUGGUUCUGACCUUAUCAAUGAUUGCUUCAUUGAUAAUAAUAUUAACCAACUUCUUUCAAUUCCUCCAAAUCCAUUAUUUGAUCACAACAACAAUAUUAUUAAUAAUAAUGUUGUUAAUGAGUAUAAUCCAAGCCCUACAACAAUUGGCUCCUUCUCUUGUUAUGAUGGAGUGAUUAAAGGAGAAGGAGAAAAUGAUGGAGGUGGUUCUUCUGCAACAACAACGACAACGACAACCACGAUCGAUGAUGCCAACCCUAGGGCUAAAACUGAUAGGUCCAAGACUCUCAUUUCUGAGAGAAGGAGGAGAGGCAGGAUGAAGGAUAAGCUUUAUGCAUUGCGUUCUUUGGUUCCCAACAUUACAAAGAUGGAUAAGGCUUCUAUAAUUGGAGAUGCAGUAUCAUAUGUGCAUGACCUUCAAGCACAAGCUAGGAAGUUAAAUGCUGAGGUUUCAGGGCUUGAAACAUCUUUAUCAGUGUCUGAAAAUUAUCAAGGAUCAAUUAGUAACACCAUUAAUGUUCAAAGCCAUCCAAUUUGCAAGAAAAUUAUCCAGGUGGAGAUGUUUCAAGUGGAGGAAAGAGGUUAUUAUGCAAAAAUAUUGUGCAAUAAAGGAGAAGGAGUAGCUGCUUCAUUGUACAAGGCUCUUGAGUCUCUUGCAAAUUUCAAUGUCCAAAACUCAAACUUAGCUACAGUUUGUGACACUUUUCUACUUACAUUUACACUGAAUGUAAACGGUUCUGAACCAGAAAUGAACCUUCAAAAUUUGAAGCUAUGGGUGGCUGGUGCUCUUUUGAACCAAGGCUUUGAAUUCAUGCCAUCAUUUUGAGCCACUGCAUGAAGUUUUCUACGUGAAGAGAUUUCUAAUUUAGUUGCUAAUUAAGUUUUGGUGUGUUCCUCACUUUAUUUUUUGGAAGAAGUUUGUCACUUUACUUAUAGAGUAUUAAAUUUUGAUGUCUCUAAUUUAAAUCCUUAAUUCAAGUUUUUUUAAUAUUGAUAUAUGUCUCGGUCACCGACCAAAUUGAUGUUUCGGUGGAAUGACUAAAUUUGUUGAUAUUUUUUUUGUAUGAAUUGUAUUUCUUCCUCGUGCAA